This is a messenger RNA of Cinara cedri, 4814 nucleotides long. NCBI's taxonomy places the organism in Eukaryota, Metazoa, Arthropoda, Insecta, Hemiptera, Aphididae. The record is from the annotation of a GenBank genome assembly.
AUGAGAAGAUACACAGAACAAUCGAGCUGUACCAACUGUAGGUGUAAUGGUAAAAAUGACCAGAAGUUUAGCGGCAUAUUGAUAUUGUCUCCCGAAGGUGAAUCCAAACAAACUUGCAGUGACAAAAUAUACAAGAUCUAUGAAGAAAAUCCACCAUGGGUAGUGAAAAAAAUUCAGGCCACGGACUCUUCUUUACCGGAAAAACAAAUGGAUUGGAAUAUACCAGAAGAUAACAACUCGCAGGAUUCAUUCAUGUCAGUGAGCAGCGAAGAAAUCGAUUCCUGUUACUCCGACGUUUCUGUAAUAGACAAUCAAGAUAUUAUAAAUGAGAAAAUCGCUCGGUUUCUCGAAUGGGGUAUUAAAGAAUCGAUUCAGAAACAUAUAAACGAAAGCUACCCCGGUUCAUUUAAUCCAGACCAGUCUCAACAUCGACUACUUAGUGGUCUAGACGAAAACGAGUAUGAAUUAAUAAACUAUCUAAAUUAAAUCUUAAGGAAAAAUCUUAAAACCCGUGUGGAAUACGUUUUCGUGUAUUUUAUACUAAAUAUUAGGACGAGUUUGGUAAAUUAGUUAAAAAUAAUCGGUAUAAAACACGUAAUAAUUAGUCAAGUGCCAUGAUAAAGUGAAAACGUAAUCAAUGUAAUUGAAUAAAGUUUAAUAUAAUAUGUCUAUAAAAAUAAUUAUUUCAAUCAAUCAAAUUACAGUAAAUAGUAAAUCGAAAUUCAUUCGGCGUACAUUGAGGAAUAAUAGUUUCGAGUCAAAAUCAAAUUACUCACUUAAGAUUUAUAGGCUUUAGACUCGUAAACAACGAUAAAAUGAAUGCGUCGCAAAAAUUAUUUUAUUGCAAUUGAAGUUUUGAAGUUGGCACGUGUCUAUUGUACAAAAAUGUAUUAUAUAAUAUAUAGGGACCGAUAAAAAAAAAAAUUACUAAAAAGCGAAUUUAAACUUUUAUGGUUUAUAUUUUACUUAAUAAACUAAUAUAUAUAUAUUGUUAUCCGAAUAACUAUAAUAAAAACUAUCAGCUGUUUUCACAAAACGCGUAAUUUAAAUUUUUUUUAUUAACUCCACAGUUUUUUUUUAACCAAAAUUGUCAAACGUAAUGAUAAUAAUAAUUUAAAACGAUCAAUUAUUCAAACAAAAGUUGUUAAACGUAGACUUCAUAAUUUUGGUAUAUAUAUAUAGGACACAUAUUAUACGUAUAUACAUCGCGAUAAUGAAUUAUAAUGUUUGGGCUCCAUUAUCAUAUUUUAUUUGGGCAUUAUUAUUUUGUAACUUUAUGUACCGUAAUCAAUAUCACUUAGAAAACAUGAACAAAUUAUUUUUAUGAUAUUAUUAGUUCAAGUGAUAAAUUUUAAUAAAACUCAUAAUUAAUUACGCAGCCAACACCCAGAGGACAAAACGAAUAAUAUAGAAAAGACCAACUCUUGCCACGUCAAUUGGAAUGAAUAUGUAGAAUAUUAUAGAUAUCCAGUCGAAUCAUCGUUGAGUACAAUCGAUGUAAAUACUCAUCCGCUCAAAAAUGAGGAAAUUAUCAGAACAAGAAGUCAGCCUAAUUUAUCGGAUGAUUACAACUUCAAUCCCAAUGAUACGGAUAUACAACAAAAGUAAAUUUGUUUUUCUAUACCUAUAUAUACUAAAACUUAAUACUUUAUUGUGAUAACCGUGGCUUAAAACUAUACUUUAACAAUUUAAACGAUAUUGUUAAUCAACAAACCGCAUGCGUUCCAAAUAAACUAAAAGUAUUAAUCUAAAAUAGUAAAACGAUAAAAAAAAAAAAAAAAAAAAAAAACACGUAAUUGGGAAUCGAUUUCUCUGCAGGGUGAUAAUUUUAAACGGCGUAUAAUUUGAAUAUUGUGCGAUAUAUUCGUAUACCUCAUUAUUUUCUCCGUCGGUUAUAAAUUUGUAGACUAUAAUAUAUUGGCGAGAAGUUACGAGUUUCAAAAUAUACCGUUGUCAUCUAUCAAGGUAGCUACAAGUUUGAUUUUUUAAAAGUACUCGAAGUACUUAAAAAUUGUACUCACCCAUCCAUGAUGAUGAAAUAUACAAUUAUAAGAAUUGUCUUUACAUAAUAAAGUAAACACUUUAGCAAUAUACCUCAACAAAUAGUUAAUAAUACAAUAAUUUACAGUAAUAAAGAGAACUAUGGCAGGAUAUAAAUGAGAUAUGCUAGGAUACAUAUAUACAUUAAAAAUAAUUUUCACUAUGCAAAAUCAUUUUAAUAAAUAUCAUUUAUCGUAUUCAAUCAUAGAAUUAUAAAUAGGAAUGAGUUUCAUUUUAACUAUUAUGUCAUUAAAAUUGUAAUUUUUAACUCAAUUAGUGACAUUUUACCAGUUGCGCAACGAGGAUUUAUUUUCGGGGGGAGGGGGGGUUGGUUAUGAAAUUUAAUUUUAGAUGGUGUUUAGUGGAAUGGAAGUGGUAAGGUUAAUUUAGGUUAAUGAGUAAAAUCUUUAAAUUAUUUAACUUUUAUUUAUAGACAACGCAUAAUGAAAAACAAUUUAGACUCGUAUUAAUUAUGUAUUUAAAUCAUACUUUACUCAUAAAUCAUAGCAUAAUAAUUUAAUAGCUUUUUUUUUUGUUGAAAAACGAUAAAAUACUUUGAUUUUUGCUUUUCACACUCGUUUUAAAUAAAACAUUUAAUUCGUAAUAAUAGAUAUAAAUAAUUUACAACUUAAGGCGUCAUGUGCCAAUGUCGUGUUACCUACAAAAAUACACUCUACUUCUCAACAUUUAUAAUAAGUUUUUAAAAAAAGUAAAAUUCAAGAUUUUAUUUGCCAUUUAUUUUUUUUUUUUUUUUUUGGCAUUAUUUGAAAUCGAAAUUAAAAAAUCGGAGUUCAAUGCGGUCUGUAUAAUGUUGUUUAUCGAUAAAUAAUUUUUUUAUGGAAAUAUCGAAUUGAUAACAAGAUAUCAUGAUUUCCGUGAAGUCAUUUUCGUCAGUAAAACCAGCCUUACCCUUUUCCCUAAAUGGAUAUCGGGUAAUAGAUCAAUUGGAAAUGUUUAUCUUUAAGGUGGUAAUUGAAAUGUUAAAAAUAAUUUUCAAAUUUUUCAAAAGUGGAGAAAAUUUGAAUAAUUGGCACCGGGUCUCUUAACAAGUUGCAAAAUUAAAAAUGAAUGAUUAAAUUGUUUAUUGGUUAACAAUACAUUAUUUCAUUUUUUUUUUUUUCGAUCUUUUAGAAAUUUCAGAAAAAAUCACAAAAUUUCUUACAUUUUCAUGGUUUCUUUAACAACAUACUCAAUUAUUUAAAUUUUUGUAUGAGAAAAAACAGUCGUUCCAGGUUUUAUCAUUUCAAAUAGUCUUGCGGAGUCCCAUAAUUUUAAAUUGAAUAAUAUAAUAUUAUGUAUUAUGGCCGACCGAGAAAAAACAACCAUUUUAUAUUAUUUACAUCCGACAAAAAAGAUUAAACAAUAAUAUUAAUGAUACAUGUACGUAUGUACCAUUAUAACAUGAUUAACAUAAAUGUAUACAAUUAAAAAAAGAACUAUUUCAUAAAAUAUAAAUUAUUUUCAACAAAAUGUAUGUACUUACUUCAGGAUAAAUAUAUAUAUAUAUAGUUGAUCUUAAAAUAAUUUUAGAUCAUAAAUUAUGAUAAAAUAACUACAAUAAUAUAUGAAAUUAUUUUUUUAUAAUUGGUUGUUAUAUAACAGAGUUGGGCAUUAUUCGAAUAAAAUUUUAUUUUGAUAACUUUUUAUAUAAAAAUUCAUUCCGAACAUAAUAUUUAGCUCUAUACAAAAAUACUGCACAUUCAGUAAUAGUCUUAAGUCUAAAUCUAUACAAUGCGAUUGAAUCACACGAGUGAUGCUUACAUUAACUGCCUUAAUACCGGUUUAUUAGUAACGAAAAUAAAAUUGAUUAUUUUUAAAUUACCGGUUGGUAAACAAAUAAAAUAAACGAAAAUUAUUCGAGUUUUGUGUUAGAAAAUUAUUCGAAUAAUUAUCUAGAUAAUAUUUUUCUCAACCCUGAUACAUACCUAUAUUAUACGAGUACAUUUAUAAUCAGUAUAUUUGCCACAGAUUGAUAUUGUAUUAUUUAAUAUUAUGCUGAUAGAGGUGGUUAACAAUAAAUAUAUUUUUUAAAUUUGUAUUAAUUUUUUAGUAAUUCUGAAGAUGGUUUAUGGAACAAUCAUACUUAUCACACAAAUUCAUUCAAACAUCAGGCUAAUUCAACGCAUUUAAAUCAGUGCCUUUGCGAAUACAAUAAAUAUGGUGACCAUCUAAGCUCGCAUUCUAAUAAGAAAGACGAACAAUUUGAUUUUAAUCAUUCGAAAAAAUAUACAAAUUGGCACAAAGACGAUUCAAAUAUGAAUCGAAUUCCCUAUCAUAACAAUUCAGAAAUUCCAAAACCUUUCCUGAAUAAUCAAAAUAGUUUCGACAGUUUCAUUUAUACAAACGCAGAUAAAAUUAAUAACAACAGUAAUAGCUGCCAGUGUUCGACUAGUACGAAAUCGUCUAUCGAAAAGUACAGUAUAAAAGAAGACCAGAAGAUUAAUCAACAUAAAUUUGAUAAUUUGAAAUCUGACAGGAUCAAAAAAAUUAACAAUUCCUCUAUUAAUAUUACAUCAAAAAAAGAGUAAGUAGAAAUCAUUUUGGAUGUUAAUUUACUUACCUAAAAUUAAUAGUUAACCCUUAAUCGUGAAACCUUUUCUUUUAAAUCUUUUUUUUUUUUUAGUCAUGAUUGUCACUUGUGCGGUUAUUAUCAUAAUACAGAUAAGAAUUCAGAUGAUUCCAAAAACUCUAUAAAAUCAAGAAACAAACAAUUACGUCAACUUUUAGGUUUAAAACCAGACGAAAAGAAUGUACUUGUAAUGUUGAAACUAUAA